Messenger RNA from Aspergillus pseudotamarii, 333 nucleotides. RefSeq lists its product as uncharacterized. The record is from RefSeq and is a predicted model, not a curated record. NCBI's taxonomy places the organism in Eukaryota, Fungi, Ascomycota, Eurotiomycetes, Eurotiales, Aspergillaceae. The transcript is spliced from 2 exons. Bases 1 to 333 code for a protein of 110 amino acids.
AUGUCAUCGCCCGAUACUUCGAGUUCUCCCAACCCGAUGCGUCAAAUCCCUGAGCGAGCCACCCAGCAGCACCGGAGAUGGCUGGAAUCAUCGGACCAUCGAGCUGUGGCCACGGCGGAUCCAAGCCCUCAUCCACCCCCGGGUAUCUCGCGCGAUGCGUACAUGCGCCAGCGCUUUCGCCAUCCACAGUCUCCUGCGAUAAUCGGACUUUUGUUGACGACAGCUGUGAUGCGGCCCCAGAGCCCCCAAGGCCCCUUGUCAACUGGACUGCCUCUACCAACGAUGACGAGACCCACGAGUCACCAUCAGAUUGGGAUUAUUGCACUGUGGUAG